AUGAGUGAGAGAGAGAAAGGUGAUCAUGGGAAGAAUCCUGGCAAAUCAAGUGAAGAACUUGACAUUCUUCAAAGAAGUAAUAAGAGGAAUAAAGGUGAGGGAGAUCAGUUUUCAAAUGAUGUAUCUAUGAUACCUAGACAUGAAGGUUGGAUGGAAGAUGAGAAUGGCCAACGUUCAACCUGGAGGAAAAUUCUGAUGCGUCAUAAUGGAGAAGAUGAUGAAUGGGAAGGAGAGGCGUCUGCCGAGGAAGACUUAGAUGGGGAGGAACCUGCUGAGGAAGAGGAUGUCAACCAUGGAGGAAUUAAGAUGUGGGAGGAAGAUGAUGGGCGUACUUAUUUUAGUUGCACCAAAAGAGCAAGGAAGAGAAUGAGGAAACCUUGGGAGAAAGCUCUGAUUGUUAAACUCCUUGGGAAGAAAAUUGGGUUUAGUGAGAAGGAUGAUCUCAAUUUUGCGUUGAACGGUGGUCCAUGGAUUGUUUUGGGUCAUUAUUUAUCGUUGAGGAAGUGGGAACCAACUUUCAGACCUAAUAGUGCUGGAAUUGCUAAGAUUGCUGCUUGGAUUCGUCUACCGGAUAUUCCCAUUGAAUUCUAUGAUGAAGCUUUUUUUAGAAGGAUUGGAAACUGGUUAGGCAAGAUGAUCAAGGUAGACAGCAAUACAAAUGCUCAUGUAAGAGGACGGUUUGCAAGAAUAUGUGUGGAACUGGACCUAUCUCAGCCAUUAAAGGGUGAUUAUGUGCUGGAAGGAUUUACCAAACAAAUUGAGUAUGAAGGAUUAGGGCUCAUUUGUUUUGGUUGUGGGAAAUAUGGACAUAGCACCGAGAAUUGUUCAGCUGCUCCAAAGCAACGCAGUUCAUCCGAUAUUCAUAAUGACGAUCAAAUUCAUCAAGAGGAACCUGACAACUCAGAAUUCCAUCGAAGCAAAGGAUUGGGACCUUGGAUGGUUGUUAACCGUCAACGCAGGAGCCGGCAACCUCCUCAGACGGCCGGUGCAGUCCAGCCAGGCGCUGGUUCAAAAACCGAUAAUCAUGGUAGAAUCAAUAAUCAUGGUGAUAAGGAGGAAAUUACGCAAUCACGGUUUGCAAUCUUAACAGCUGGACCUAUUAAUGAGGAGGAUCAUAAUCAAAUAAUUAAUUCUGUUACUCCUCAUAUGGGGGCCCCUCAGUUUGAAAUUCCUCAGAAAAUAUGGACUAAAUCCAAAAAGUCCAAAGAUACCCCUAGGACUAAAUCAACGGUUCCUACUAUGCAUGCGGCUCAUUCUUCAAGCACGGGUAAGAGGUGUCCAGUCCAGAGUGAAAAUCGUGAAGAUCAUACUCCCGUUCCACCAUCUCCAUCAAUUGCUACUCCCAUGGCGGUUAGUCCUAUGCAAGCAAAUCAACAUGAUCAGGAAAAUGGGAUGAAAGCAGAUAGCACUUUGAACCAGAAUCAAGAGCAGUUAUAUGACACAUUUCAUAAAACUGGUCCUGAUAUAUCAGUUGACAACAGCAGCGACAUCCAAAAUCCUAAAACCUCAACCAUCUCUACGUGCAUGGAGGUGGACAGAGUUCACCAGGAAGAUAUUUCAAGAAUGAAGGAUACAAGAACCUUGGAGGGAGCAGUGAAACCCCAGUUUCAAAAAUCGCUUUUUUUGUUUACUAGGAAAUAUAAGCCUAGUAUUGUAGUGAUUCUAGAACCUCAGUGUAGUGGUCAAAAAGCUUCUGACAUUAUCCGAAAAUCUGGGUUUAAGCAUGCUUUUGUUCAAGAGGCAGAAGGUUACUCAGGGGGUAUUUGGAUCCUCUGGAAUGAUGAGACUGGUCUCGUUGAAAUUGGUAAUCACACAAAACAGUUUGUUCAUUUUAAAGUUCAGAAUUUUCAUGUUCCUUCCUUUUCUUGCACGGCAGUUUAUGCGAGUCCUAGGGAAGAAAAUAGAAAGGAGCUAUGGGAUGAUCUGUUAAACAUUAGUCUCCAUUGUAAUGGGUCGUGGUUGGUGGCUGGGGAUUUUAAUGAAAUAGCAAAUCGUGAUGAGAAGGAAGGUGGCUGUAGAGUUAACUUAAACAGAUGUUCCAAUUUUGAAAAUGUUCUUCAUAAUUGCAAGCUGCUGGAUCUUGGAGGAUCAGGUCCUUGGUUUACAUGGAAGGGUCCGAAGUUUCUUCAUCUUGAUCGUGUUUUUAAGAGGCUGGACCGAGCCUGUGCUAAUGCAAGUUGGAAGACUACCUUUACUGAUGCUGGCGUUAAGGUACUUCCACGGAUUUAUUCUGAUCAUAGUCCCAUUUUGGUCUACUUGACUAACUUGGACACAGGUUGGAAAAAUCGUCCCUUUCGCUUUGAGAUUGCUUGGAUGGAGCACUAUAACUUUACUCAGUUUCUGGCUAGGAGCUGGAAUGUUGUGAAAGACAAUAGAACGAAUCUGCAUGAUCUGACUCCAAAUUUAAAAAGAUGGAACAAGGUAGUCUUUGGCAACAUUUUCAACAGGAAAACUAACUUAUUGCAUAAUAUUGCAGAAAUUCAGAAUCAUGUUGAUUAUCAUACCAACUUAUCUCUCCAAUCUAGAGAAAAGGAGGUUAGGAAGGACCUUGAUGCGGUUCUCAUACAAGAGGAGAUCUUAUGGUUUCUGUUAGAAUAUUAG
Messenger RNA from Gastrolobium bilobum, 2601 nucleotides. RefSeq lists its product as uncharacterized. The transcript has 4 exons. Lineage: Eukaryota; Viridiplantae; Streptophyta; Magnoliopsida; Fabales; Fabaceae. Gene Ontology annotation, molecular function: catalytic activity; zinc ion binding; nucleic acid binding. The record is from RefSeq and is a predicted model, not a curated record. The coding region runs from base 1 to 2601 and encodes 866 amino acids.